UUUGAGUUCUGUGAACCCAUCUUCGUGGUGGGCAACUGUCUGGAGAUCUCGUCAGACAGUCAUCAAUACGACCGUAUCUACUGUGGUGCGGGGGUGCAGAAGGAUCAUGAAAAUUACAUGAAAAUCCUGCUCAAAGUUGGGGGUAUUCUAGUGAUGCCUAUAGAGGAUCAGGUAAGCGUUAGAAUGUCUCUGAAUAAUGCAGACAACAUAAACAUCAUUAUUCAUGAUGGUGCCUUCCGUGUUGGGAAUCAGAGGCUGUGUCUGAAGUGGCAACUUAUUCACUAUAUAGUGCACUACUUCUGACCACAGCACUAUGGGCCCUGGUCUAAAGAAGUGCACUAAAUAGGCAAUAGGGUGCCAUUUGGGAUUCUGUUAGUGAAACAGCCCUAGCCUGCAUGACCAAUGAUGUAACGAUACCCAGCAAUUGUUAUUGUGCCUCAGAAGCCCCUGAACUGGUACUUACGCCAUCAGUCUGCUCUAUUUUGUCCUCUAAGAAAUUGAAAAAUAGCUAAAACACUUUAGAAAAAAGAUGACAUUGUGUGGCACUCAAGCAGGGAGGGAAACAACAUAACAUUUUUGAAGGGCUUGCACAAGCCCACACAGUCCGUCAUCCUGUGAAAUGGAAAGUCUAUCUGCUUAUGUUGUUUUUCUGAAAACAGUUGGAACUCCUGCGUUGCCAGGUUGGUGUGGUGGUGCAAUAAAGAGGGGGAUGUUUCUGAUGAGGAGAAUUAAGGCCAAAGGGCUGAGGCAGCUUAGAAGCUCAGGUCCACCACAGUUCCUCUGGAUCAACACCUCUACAUGACGGCCAAAACCAGCUUUUUGUCAUGUAGAUAUUUGAUUUGAAAGCACCCAUGUCCCUUUCUGGUGUGGAACUAAAGAUACAUAAUUUAUAAUACAUGUGAUUUUGUCCUUCUGUUGUCUUGGUGUUGUUGUUAUCAUGGUUGGUAUAACCUUUCCAUUGUCUAGUGCUGGGUACUCCAAAUUUUGACCCGAUUUCUUUAUUUGAAACAUUAAAAAAUCGUUGUUGGACAUUAAAGACUGUAAAAUCACCAGGAAAUCAGCUCAGUGAUUUUAAUUUAGGAAAUCUGUUCCGAAGUAUUCCCACACAUAAAUAGAGAGGCAUAUGUGAUGGUAUCCCAAUGUAAUCAAGGUAAUCAAGAAAAAAUUGGUCCGUGGCUGAAUGUAAUUGGGGACCCCUGAGGGAUAUCCUACAAAGCAAGCUAGAUCUACUCUGGGUUUUCUAAAGCUAACCAGCUUCAAGUUAGAUUCACAUUCCAGCUCAGGCUUCAUCCGUAUUACGACGGUGGAUAAUGAUUGUCCACCUGCCGCUAACGCAAGCAGGCUUGUAACUGCGGGUGCAUGUCACACAUGGCGAGUCAAAUGCCGAACUCUUCAUUGAGACAAUGCUGAAACAACAAUCCAUGGGCGAGUCAGUGACACAUUUUCAUUUGUGCUGAAAUCAAAAUGAAAGAAUUCGGCAGGCUAUGGCGUGAAAUAGGCUUUUAGAAGCACAGUCUUUAUUUUAUGAUUUACUGGUAAUGCACAAGCACCUUUUUUCCCACACCUAUUGAUAUUUUUUAAAUGAUUAAGUAAUACAAAAGUAUUACAUUGCGUGAAGUUUAAAUGCAUUCUUUCAUUACUAAAUGUGUAAUGUGAUAUAUUCUAACGCAAUUUUUUUUAGUCAAAAAAAACCAUUUGAUUAAUUAAACAUUUAAUCAGUCUUCCUCAAAUGAAGGUGAUGAUGACGCAAUCUUUGCAAGAGGGAGGGAAUCUAUACUUUUUUUAAAAUAACUUUCAAAUAGGCACGUUCUUCUCUUCUCUACCCUGCAACUCUUCCCUGGGUCCUUGGUGUACAAAACAUCAGAUCAUGCGCAGACCAGCUGUCUGGAGUGUUUAUGGACAUAUAUGUGUACAAAAAUAGAUGUGUUUUCUGUGAAUAUAUCUGGUCAAAUGUAAUUUUAAUAAUUUUAAUAAAGGAAAUCUGAGGAAAACGCUCUUGAAAUUCUAUCAACACGCCUUUGUACACGCGGCGCAAAUGAUUAUUGACCAUUGCUACAAGGCCCUCCCCCGCCCUCCCUUCAGGAAAUCUGACCAUGGGAACAAGGACGUGUACAAACAGACCAACUUUGACCUCCAUUAGGCAAUCAAAAAGGCAAAACGUCAGUACAGAGUCAUAGUGGAGUUGGAAUUCAACGGCUCAGACAUGAGACGCAUGUGGCAGUGACUCCAGACAAUCACAGAUUAUAAAGGGAAAGCCAGCCACGUUGCGGACGCUGCCGCAUCGAUUCCGGACAAGCUAAACACUUUCUUCGCCCGCUUCAAAGAAAACAACACUGAGCCGCUGACAAGGAUUGUGUGCUCCCGAUCUCCGUGGUUGACGUGAGUAAGACAUUUAAUUGUGUUAACCCUUGCAAGGCUGCCGGCCCAGACGGCAUCCCUAACAGCGUCAUCAGAUCAUGCGCAGACCAGCUGUCUGGAGUGUUUAUGGACAUAUUCAAUCUCUCACUAUCCCAGUCUGUUCUCCCCACUUGCUUCAACAUGUCCACCAUUGUUCCUGUACCCAAGAAAGCGAAGGUAACUGAACUAUCAAUCAAUCAAUCAAAUGUAUUUAUAAAGCCCUUUUUACAUCAGCAGUCACAAAGUGCUAUCAGAAACCCAGCCUAAAACCCCAAACAGCAAGCAUUGCAGAUGUAGGAGCACGGUGGCUAGGAAAAACUCCCUAGAAAGGCAGAAACCUAGGAAGAAACCUAGAGAUGAACCAGGCUCUGAGGGGUGGCCAGUCCCAUUCUGGUUGUGCCGGGUGGAGAUUAUAACAGUACAUGGCCAUUAAGGCCAGAUUUUUCUCCAAGAUGUUCAAACGUUCAAAGAUGACCAGCAGGGUCGAAUAAAAAUCACAGUGGUUGUAGAGGUUGCAACAGGUCAGUACAUUAGGAGUAAAUGUCACUUGGCUUUUCAUAGCCGGGCAUAAAGAGGUUGAAAUAGCAGGUGCGGUAGGGAGAGAGAUAGUUGAAAACAGCAGGUCUGGGACAAGGUAGCACAUCCGGUGAACAGGUCAGGGUUCCAUAGCCGCAGGCAGAAGAGUGGAAACUGGAGCAGCAGCACGACCAGGUGGACUGGGGACAGCAAGGAGUCAUCAGGCUAGGUAGUCCUGAGGCAUGGUCCUAGGGCUCAGGUCCUCCGGGAUGGGAGGGAGAGAGAGAAUUAGAGGGAGUAUACUUAAAUUCACACAGGACACCAGAUAUAACAGACUGACCCUAGCCCCCCGGCACAUAGACUAUUGCAGCAUAGAUACUGGAGGCUGAGACGGGGGGGUCGGGAGACACUGUGGCCCCGUCCAACGAUACCCCCGGUCAGGGCCAACCAGGCAGGAUAUAACCCCACCCACUUUGCCAAGGCACAGCCCCCACACCACCAGAGGGAUAUCAACAGACCACCAACCUACUACCCCGAGACAAGGCUGAGUAUAGCCCACGAAGAUCUCCUCCACUGCACGAGCCCAAGGGGGCGACUAACCGGACAGGAAGAUCACCUCAGUGACUCAACCCAAUGACUAUCGCCCCGUAGCACUCACUUCCGUAAUCAUGAAGUGUUUUGAGAGGCUAGUUAAGGACCGUAUCACUUCCAUCUUACCUGACACCCUAGACCCACUAUAAUUUGCACACAAUACCCCAUAAUGACUAAGCGAAAACGGUUUUUUAGACAUUUUUGCAAAUGUGUUAAAAAUAAAAAAAAAUGAAAUACGUUAUAUACAUAAGUAUUCAGACUCUUUGCUAUGAGACCUGAAAUUGAGCUCAGGUGUAUCCUGUUUACAUUGAUCAUCCUUCAGAUGUUUCUACCACUUGAUUGGAGUCCACCUGUGGUAAAUUCAAUUGAUUGGACAUGAAAGGCAUACACCUGUCUAUAUAAGGUCCCACAGUUGAUAGUACAUGUCAGAACGAAAGCCAUGAGGUGGAAGGAAUUGUCCGUAGAGCUCCGAGACAGGAUUGUGUCGAGGCACAGAUCUGGGGAAGGGUACCAAAACAUUUAUGUAGCAUUGAAGGUCCCAAAGAACACAGUGGCCUCCAUUCUUCAAUGGAAGAAGUUUGGAACCACCAAGACUAUUCCUAGAGCUGGCCGCCUGGCCAAACUGAGCCAUCGGGGGAGAAGGGCCUUGGUCAGGGAGGUAACCAAGAACCCAAUGGUCACUCUGACAGAGGUCCAGGGUUCCUUUGUGGAGAUGGGAGAACCUUCCAGAAGGACAACCAUCUCUGCAGCACUCCACCAAUCAGGCCUUUAUGGUAGAGUGGCCAGACGGAAGCCACUCCUCUGUAAAAGGCACAUGACAGCCCGCUUGGAGUUUGCCUAAAGGCACCUAAAGGACUCUCAGACCAUGAGAAACAAGAUACUCUGGUCUGAUGAAACCAAGAUUGAACUCUUUGGCCUGAAUGCCAAGCGUCACGUCUGGAGGAAACUUGGCACCAUCUCUACAGUGAAGCAUGGUGGUAGCAGCAGCAUCAUGCUGUGGGGAUGUUUUUCAGCGGCAGGGACUGGGAGACUAGUCAGGAUCGAGGGGAAAGAUGAACGGAACAAAGUACAGAGAGAUCCUUGACGAAAACCUGCUCCAGAGCGCUCAGGACCUCAGACUGGGGCGAAGGUUCACCUUCCAACAGGACAACGACCCUAAGCACACAGCCAAGACAAUGCAGAAAUGGCUUCGGGACAAGUCUCUGAAUGUCAUUGAGUGGCCCAGUCAGAUUUGAGGCUGUUCUGAGGGCAAAGGGGGGGUGCAUCUCAAUAUUAGGAAGGUGUUCCUAAUGUUUGGUAUACUCGGUGUAUCUACUAAAUUUGAGAUAAUAUUUUCAAUUUUGGAUUAUUGUGUGCUUGAUGACUUUAGUGGUCCUCUGUAGCUCAGCUGGUAGAGCACGGCGCUUGUAACGCCAAGGUAGUGGGUUCGAUCCCCGGGACCACCAAUACACAAAAAAAAAAAAUAUGCACGCAUGACUGUAAGUCGCUUUGGAUAAAAGCGUCUGCUAAAUGGCUUAUUAUUAUUAUUAUUAUUAUUAUUGCAUUGAUUGAUAGGAACUAGGAACAAAAGCAUUUCGCUACACCCGACACAACACCUGCUAAACUGUGUACGCGACCAAUACAAUUUUAUUUUAUUUGUCUAGUGGAUUGGUGUUAACAUGGUUGGUUUGUUCUCAAUGGACUGAUGUUGUUGUUGUUGUUAUUGUGGUUGCUAUACAGUAACUGCCACUUUUUAUUGUCUGGUUGCAGCUGACACAGAUCACCAGGACUGGUCAGUGUUCCUGGGAGAGUAAGAAUAUCCUGGCUGUGUCAUUCGCUCCUCUGGUCCAGCAGAACAGAGCUGAGGGAAGCAAGCCUGAUGCUGUAGAGCUGCGUGAGUUCUCUAUUCUAACCCCUGUUCUCUACUCUAACCCCUGUUCUCUACUCUAACCCCUGUUCUCUACUCUAACCCCUGUUCUACUUUAAACCUUGGGUCUUAUUCACUAGGCACCAAACUGUAGAAAAAUAAAGAGUUUUGCUACGGUGUGCACUAAUGAAUAUGACCCUGUUCUGUACCCAAACAGUUUUUUCUGUUCUGUUCUCUGUAAAUAGACACAUCAGAACAAUUCCCCCUUUGUUUUGUUUUCUAUCUCUCUUUUGAAGUGUAAAGUAAGCCACACUUUUUAAGUCAAAGUAUUUAUUUAAAGUUAAAAGACGAGACAAUUUCUAACAAAAACUUGACUCUAGAGGCCUAGCUGCCCUGUGGGUUGGUGCAUAAUUCUAAAUAAUUCAUUAACCGUAAUGGAAUUUUUCCAUUACUUAUUUUUCUAUAAAUGUAUUUGAAGUAUUGUCUCCAAAUGACCGACCUAUAAUCGAGCUCUUGCAUACUGAAUUUUAAUAGAAAAUGUUAUUGGGCUAAUGUGAUUUGACCUGCCAUCCUUGUUCCUGUCCUCUCCUCCUCCUCAGCCCCAGUGACGGUCAGGAGCCUUCAGGACCUGUCUCGCAUCUACAUCCGCCGCACCCUCCGAGAUCUGACCAAUGAGGAAAGCCUUGACAACGGCCUGGUGCAGAGGGCGCCCCAGAAACGCAAGCGCAGGCGUUGCCGGCGGCGACGCAUUAACACGUACGUCUUUGUGGGUAACCAGCUGAUCCCCCAAGCCGUGGAGAGCGAGGAGGACGAACGGAUCGAGGAGGAGCAGCACAAGGGGGACCAGGAGCAGCAGGAGGCGCAGGAGAAGGAGCGGCAGCGGGAGGAGGAGAGAGACAUUGGCAGCAUUGAGAUACUAAAGGCAGUGAAUGUGCUGAGAGACAAAAUCAUGACUUUACCUCUGCCUGAAUCGCUGAAGACCUAUCUGUUAUACUACAGAGAAAAA
Coregonus sp. 'balchen' is the source of this 6356-nucleotide messenger RNA. Lineage: Eukaryota; Metazoa; Chordata; Actinopteri; Salmoniformes; Salmonidae. The record is from the annotation of a GenBank genome assembly.